AUGCCCACACAACGUGCUCCAGAUAUGCUUAAUAACCCUUUUGCGUGGAUCGAGGCCGAUGUGCAAGAGACGGCGAACCCGCCCUUCAUCCUUGAGCCCGCGGGCUGCAAAUUACCAGACAACGUAAAGUUCAAGGUGUACUCAAGACAGCGCAAACCGGACGAGGUAGCGAAGGAUGCGACGCAGCUGGAGCGGCGAGAGUAUCUGCUCUUCUCCAACGACCACCCGGUGUACGAGUUCACAGCCAGAGAAGAUCCAGCGACGAGGUGGACAAGGCUAUACGUCGGCUACGAGGAUCCCAAGACUGGGAAGAAGGAUGUGGUCCAGACGAGGAAGCUCAUCGUAAGAGCGAUAGCGAGGGGGCAAAUGCCUCCCGACCCGUCCACGGCGGGCCGUUCCGGCCAAGAUGUUCGUGCCCCCCGCCGGGCCACCCCACCUCCGCUCUAUGCAACGAGCGAAGAAGGCGAUCGAGGAGAAGGCGAGAAACGAGAUUGCACUCCCACGAUGAAUGAGGACGGUACGCCAAUGGUGCUUGGCGAAGCCGAGAGCGCGACGCUAGAUGCGAUCAAGAGCGCCUCGGCUGGCAUGGCCACGCGCGACGAACUACAAGCCUCGAUCGACUCGACGAAACCGAUUCCGCAUGCGAACCUGGAGGCGACGGAGAUCCAGGACGUGUACAAGCCGGAGGAAAUCAUCGGGGCCGAAAUACUCAAUGGCAUCCGCAUCAAGGAUUGGCAAGAAGCGUGCGACAAGGGCGAGGGAGUGCAGCUCAUGUCCAAAUUUGUGGCGAGUCGACUCAACAACGUGGCCCGAGGACCCAACAGUGCAUCUCGGUUACGGUUGUUGCGAUAUAUCUAUUACCUCAUUGUGUACUACACCAACGCGACAAGGAAACGAGCGGGGCGCACGGCGAUGCUCAAAAAGGACUUCAAAUCCAUCACCGGGGCGUCGGACACGAUUUCGGAUCAUUUCCUGCGCACAUUCACCAACGGACGAGGGGAGAUUAACAGCUACUACGACUCGCUUAUGCUUACUCACGCGCUCGCACUCGCUAGCGUUCUGGAUGGCUUCACAUUUGACGUGCAGUUUCUCCGAGAAGACCUCAAGAUCGACAUGGAGAAGUUCUCGACUCACUUCAAGGAGAUUGGCGGACGAGUCAAGGAGCUGAAGGAGAAGUCUACGGGUAGGGUGAAGCACGUGGCGACGUUGGCGCUUCCGCUCCAGUUCCCACGCCAGCGCAGGAUCCGCCAGCGCCGUAACUAG
This is a messenger RNA of Parascedosporium putredinis, 1263 nucleotides long. NCBI's taxonomy places the organism in Eukaryota, Fungi, Ascomycota, Sordariomycetes, Microascales, Microascaceae. The record is from the annotation of a GenBank genome assembly.